GUCACUGUGCUCUGUGCACGCCAUUUUGAAGCAUUGAACUUGUUUACAGGUAAAGCCGUGGUUGUAAUCCAUUGCCAUCCUCUUUAAUCUGGGGACAAUGGACCUCCAAUACGGCGUAAAUGUGUCCAACAAAUUUGACAUUACCAGUUUCAACGAAAUACUUGAUUCUGGGAAAACGAAGAAGGCAGUAGAGGGCGAGAAACCCAAGCUGGGCUCAAAUAAACAAAAUACGAAGAAGUCCACCCCUCACACGGAAACCAAGGAUAAAAAGAACGACCAAAACACCAACAAAAAAGAAGUUCAAAAAGAUGCUCCUCUAUCGGAGAGAUCUAAUCGAGGAGGUAGAGGAAAUAGAGAUGGCCGUGAUAAAGAGUCGCGAGAUAAUAAAGAGAAUGAUGGAGAGAGGAAUGAAAGGAGAGGUGGUUUCAGGAAACCAAGAGAUAAUGUAGACAAUAGAGGUGGUGAUGAAAAUGUUCCUCUAGAAUUCAGGGAAAAGCCAGAAGGAAGUCGAUUCAAUAGAUUCGAUGGUGAUAAUGAUAGAGGACGAGGAAGGGGGAGAGGCAGGGGUGGUUUCCGUGGUAACAGAGGACGAGGUGGAUUUGGAGAAGGAAGAGGUGGUGGAGGAGGGGGAUUUGGAGCACCCUUUGAGAGAAGUGGUAAAAGAGACUUUGACAGACACAGUGGAAGUGACAAAACUGGUGUCAAAGCAGUUGAUAAGAGAGAGGGUUUUGGAAAAAGAAAUUGGGGAUCAUUCAAGGAUGAUAUAAAGAUGAACAUGAAUGAAGAGAGCGUCCCUCAAGAAAGUGAAACAGCUGAAAACUGGAAUCAAAAUGAAGAGAAUGUUGAACCACAAGAAACAAGUGGUGAUCCAGCUCCAGGCACUACAGAAGCUGUGAAUGAAGAAGAUGCCCAACCAAAACAAAUGACGCUAAAAGAAUACAGAGCAUCUCAAGGCAAGAAUAGAUUAAGGAGCCAGUUUCAGAUUCGUAAAGCAGGAGAAGGAGUUGAUGGAUCACAGUGGAAGGAAGGUACUAAGAUUAAGAAGUCUGUAAACAACCCUGCAAAUCCUCCUAAACCGACAACUGAGAGAAGGCGAAAGAACUCAGAAUCAGAAGAAGAAGAAAGUGAUGAUGAUCAUGAAGAGCGUAAAAAGAAAAAUAAGAAUACAUUGAAUAUUGAAAUCACGUUUAAUGAUAAUAAUCGACGAGGUGGUCGUGGUAAUAGAAGAGGACGCGGACCAGGUCGUGGAUUUUAUCGUGGAAAUUCGCCUCGUGGUGGUGGAAGAGGAGGUGGUGAUAGGAAAUAUCGCGAUACAGCACCAAGAGUCGAUGAUGAAAAAGACUUCCCGAGUCUUGUGAAAAGUGCUGCAUAAAAAGUGCAUAUUUCAAAUGCACCCACAAUUAUAAAACAAGUAUAUUGGAUAAUGUUGAUUAUGUAGUUGACAUCAUGGCCUGUUAUAAAUGAUGCCUGAAAUUUUUGUAUGUUUUGAAACGCUCUUUGUCUGAAGUCAAAUCAUCCUGAAUGCAUUUUAAUACCUCCUGUUUUUUUAUGUUAUAUUCGGAGGUGUUCUGGGGAUCUCAUUUGGUGAUGCUGUGUUUAACUUUGACUUUUCUUGUGAAUAGAAAUUGAGACAUUUUGAACCCAUAGUGGGCCCUCUUAAAAUCAAACAGUACCCUUGUAAAGAUAUCCGUACUGGUCCAAGUGCUAGCUCAAAAAGUGCUUUUUUCCCCUCAUUAUUGAGAGUGAAAAUAUUUUGCCAACAUAAUUUCGAAAUAACUCGUAUAAAUGUUAUUUAUAAAUAAAACCUAUUUAUGAACAUUACCAAAGCUAGUAACUGAAUGUGCUGGCUGAUGAGAAAAUUGUGAUGAGGAUUUGGUUUCGGUGACUCCAUUGGUGGUGAAUAAAAUUUUUACUUUCCCACAGAAACUUCAUCAAUUUGUCGGUUUUCAUAUUUGAAGUACUAUUUUUAGGUCAUAGUUUUGUAGUAGUUGUCUAUCUUUUAGUGAAAAUGUACUCUUUAUAUAAAUUCUAAAGUAAUAUUGAGAUAUUGGGAUAUUGUACUAAAUAUAUGGCUAUAGAACAGCCUUAAAAGAGAUUUGUCAAAAUAUACCUUGAAUGACUAACAUUUUUUUUCACAAAAUAAGAAUAAAUCUAUCUUUCAUCCAAAAGUUUUCUCGUUUAAUCUUUAGUCCUAAAACUAAUUCAAAUUUAUACAAUUUUUAUGUCCCAGAAGCACUAUAAACAGUAAUUUUAUAGAUAUUGUUGAUUUAUAUAGAAUCUAUGGUUUUAACCGUUAAUAUCAGUGUUCAUUUCAGUGUAAGAAGCAAUGAGUUGUAACUGCUGAUAAAAUAACAGCUGUUUUCAGUCAACUAACACUAGUCAGCAUCAAAAAGAAAAAGCAUUUAAAAAUUUCAAGAAUGCAAGAUAGUGUUGAAUUGUCUAGAAUCAGCUAUUGAUUGAUGUCAGUUUGUAUUAAAAUUGCGUAACAAACUGUUGAAAGACUGUUCAUUUGAAAUUUGAUUAAUUAAGUAUAUAUUACAUUUUUCUAUGAAUUCAUCUGGUUUCAUAUUGCCUCUGGAUUUCGUAAUGGAUUUAUUCUAGUGACAAUUGACUGGAAAUAUGUCUUCCAAUAUUGCUGGACUGUAAAAAACAUCAACUACGCAUAGUAUAUAUAUUCUGAAAUGCACAAGGCCAUUUUGCUAAAAAUCAUAUCAAAUGCUGAGCAAAUUAAAAACUUCUGGAGUAUUGAUCAAUCACUGCAGCAAGAGAUCAACAUUUCCACUCGGCAGCGAUUUCAGACAUCAUUAAUGGCCCUUGCAGAUAUUUAAACUCUUGUGACAAAAGCUUAUCCAUUCCGAUUGGCUGUACUGAAAUUAAACUAUUUGUUUUAUAAUACUGUGCUCAUUGCUAGAAAAUAAAUUUCAACAUCUUCAAUAUAUAACUAUCAUUCUCACCCUUUAUUAUAUAGCCAUUUAUGUAUGACAUGUGUAAUUGUGUGCUUGUGAAAGGCCAUUUAACCACAGAUUGACUAGUGAUCAAUUUAAUUAUUACAGUGGGCAAAGAAAAGAAUAAAACUUCAACAUCUAU
Messenger RNA from Lottia gigantea (owl limpet), 3087 nucleotides. RefSeq lists its product as hypothetical. Lineage: Eukaryota; Metazoa; Mollusca; Gastropoda; Lottiidae. Gene Ontology annotation, cellular component: cytoplasm; nucleus. The coding region runs from base 98 to 1372 and encodes 424 amino acids. Gene Ontology annotation, molecular function: RNA binding. The transcript is spliced from 7 exons. The record is from RefSeq and is a predicted model, not a curated record.